This is a messenger RNA of Caenorhabditis auriculariae, 6352 nucleotides long. Lineage: Eukaryota; Metazoa; Nematoda; Chromadorea; Rhabditida; Rhabditidae. The record is from the annotation of a GenBank genome assembly.
AUGGACAACCCUGGAGAUGAUCCGAUUCAAGCUUCUUCUGACGAAGCUGCAUCAGAUUUUCUCAGUUCCCAAGGAACUCUGCAGUCUACAUCGCUCAAUACAACUUUGGAAGAUGUCUCCGAGGUGCAGGCUUCAAACGUCGAUGACCAACUUCAGGGAAACUUGACGGAAAAUCGAGAGUCUGCUGUUAAUCAAGAGUUUUGUGCGGAAAAUCAAGAGUUGGAAAACUUUGAUACCGACAUACCAAAUUGGGAGAUUGAAAAAACCGCGCUAAGUUGGUAAAAAGUAUUUUGACAGUUUUGAUAUUUCAUAAAUUUCAGCACAAGCGAACUUCAACUUAAACCAAGAGCUGAUUGACGUAAAAGAAAAUUUGAAAACGACUUCUCUUCAGAACAAACAACUUUUAGCCGAAUUAUCGCAGAAUAGUGUGUAAUUAAAAGAUUCUCUGGUUAAAACUUUUUUCAGGUCGUGAAAUCAUUGAAGCUACUAAGCAGCGUCGUAUUUUGGAGACUUCGAGAAACGAGUACAGCCAGAGAAACGUUUGAGAAUAUUCUUUGAAGUAGGUAAAGAAGUCGUUUUCAGAUUGAACUAGAAAGUGCUGUUGUUCGACUACGACUCGAAAAAGAAGAAAGAGAUGCCGCAAUUGUCCGCUUGAAUAAGGAAAAGCAAAUGAUUAGCUGUAAAGGGAAAUUCCGAGGCAACACGAGCUGUUAUUUUUUCAGUGGAAGUGAUCGCCACAAACGAUCAACUCAAGCAGUUGAGUGGAGAAAAAGCGGCUCUUCUUUUGACCAUGGAGACUACGCAGCAAGAACGGCGAACUUUGGCGGUAAGAAGGCAUUUUCUUUCCAAUAAACAGUUUUCUUGAUUUCUUAAGUUUGAACAAGAGAGGGCGAAUGCGGAUAAAGAUAUGCAGCUGGAAACCAGGCGUUAUCUGCUUAGAGAAAUUGCUGAAAGAGAUGAGAAAAUAAUCAAACAACGAUUGCAAAUGGUAUACAUUUUUCUUUCUUUUUUUUUCGCUUGCUCAGUAGAAAUGAUUGCAGAGUUCCAAAGAAGUUGAAUUUGUCAACGAACGCCUGGUUUUUGAGAGGAAAAUCGAGAACUUCCAACUGCAGAUUGAAGAGCUGACCGAGAAAUUGGAAUUGUCCAAAAACGACGGUGACAAUUAUCUCAAAAGAAUAGAAGAGGUUUUUAAAGUUUUCCUUCGAACUAUUCCAAUGUUCUGCAGACGGAGAGAAGGUUCAAAUCGGACAUCAGCAAUCUCGAAGCAGAACUCCGAUGUCAGGCAGAAGUGGCCAAUAUCCAUAAGAAUGAUUUGGACGAAGCUCUGCAAGUGGCCGCGUCUUUAAAGUGAAAAAAUCAGGGCGCACCCGGAAAAAGUCUUUUGCAGAGACAAAGUUACGAGCUGUGAAGAAACUCUGGAAACGGCGAAGAGCGUUUUGGUGGAAGUUCAGCAAGAACUCGUCACGCAACGCGAGGAAUUCCAAGCCAAUCUUGCGGAAAAAGGUUUAAAAAAACUGGAUGAGGAUCACUGGAGCUUUCAGAAAACUGCAUUGAAGAACUGAAGGACGAGCUUAAAAAAUCUAAUGAGAUGCUCAAAAGCAAGCAUGCAGGUUUAUUUUUUAGAGUUUUUCUUGAAGGAAAUAGAAUUUUUUCAAAUGUGUCAUCGAAAGUUUCUUCUAUUUCGGUGUAAUUCAGUUCAUGUGAACAUCACGGAAGAAGAGCUUGCGAAAUUGUCUCCUGCAGCAGCGGAAACGGCUGCCCUCUUGCGUGGUGGACAUUCGUACUCGAGCAUCAUUAGGUUUGUUUCUCUUGGGGAUAUAUAUCGGCUUUUAUUCUUGUACAUUCUAUUCUGCAUAAAUGUGAAGACUGAGAUCAGUUUGAUAGAAAUUUAUAUUGAAGGGAACACGCGAGGUUGGCUGGAGAACUGGCUGAGGCUAGAGACAUCAUUAAACAGCUGGAAAACGACCUACAUGACAUUUGCGAUGACGUGCGAGGUGAGCUUUCCGAACUGAGCUGUUUCUAUUGCAGAGCGGGCUCCGCUGUUUCUGUCUCAACGAAACAUGCUUGACGCGAGUUUUGACCAAAACUCUGCGCUUAACAGCCAACUGCAGGUGGGACUUGUUCUGAUGUGUGUUCAAAUCGUAAAGUGUCUAGGAAGCUGAAGCGGAACGUCAGAAGCUCCUGAACGAAAGGGACGCGGCCAAGCGGGAGCUGUUGUUCAUGAGAACCGAGCUGGAGAAGUACCAACGAGACUACGCCCGCGUUACCAAGCAGGUCCACCAGCUCAUGUUCGCCGCCGAACGGGCGAUGCAUGCCGCGGAUCCGGAUUGGAAUGAGUUAGACGACGAGAAACUCUUCACCACGAUUGUCCAACUGCAACAGUUCGACUUUUUUGAUAUUUUCAGUUUUUUUUCUCUUUUUGCAGGCGAAAUAUUCAGUUAGAGUCGGAUAUCGAGCGCGAGAAAGCCAAUGCCACACAGAUUGCGAUGGAUACUCAGGACACUGAACGCGAAAACUUGCGGAAAGAACUCAAAACGGCUAAGGAAGUUGAGGCGAACCUCAUAGAAAAGGCUUCUCAGCUGAAAUCAGCACUCGAUAUUGUUUGUUUUUUGAAAGACGCUGGUUACUCAAGUUUUAAGGUCAAAAGUCAGUCGGAACACUUCCAAGAGCUCAUCAAAGACAGCGUGAGUGCCACGGAAGCUCGAAACUGUCGUCUGCGCGCGGAGGAGGCUGUGGCGAAAGGUUAGAAAAGAGAUUUGACUUCUUCAUCAGAAGGUUCAGGCGAACGUGGCUGAACUUCGGGCUCACAGGUUGGAGGACUAUGUGAAGGUGUUGAAAGAAGAACGUGAUAAGCGCGAAAAGUGGUUGAAGUUCCUUGAAACGUAUUGAAUUUUUUUUUUUAGACUUCUUGAACGAGAAACUGGAAGCUAGUGAGAUGGCGGCUGCAAGCAUUCGGCAAACGAACACGGCGUUGGAAGUGACUCUUGAAAUGCAGAAAAAGUCGGCGAGCGAAAUGUCAAGGGUAUUUUUAUUCCAUAGAUGAAUGGUGGCAGGUUUUUUCUCACAACAGGAGCUUCAAGCACGUCAGAAACAUGUGGAUAAAAUGGCGAAAGACAUCGAGAAGCUUCUGGCGACAGAUGCGAAGCGCGCAGGCCAAGUCGAAGAGCUCAGCAGAAAACUUGUCGAUAUUCAAGAUCAAGCGAGCACGGCCAGGUUGAAUCCCACGGAUUCCCGAUGACCGUGGUCUGGGUUCAGAAUUGAAAAACGCAGUCUCCAAGAUGAACUCAAUUCUUCGAAAAGCGAAGCCACAAGAAUGCGCCUCGAAGUGGACUCUUUGCAGAAAGUUGUUCAGCGAGAACAACUAUUGGUAUGAAAGAAGAAAGAUUUUUUUGAAAAUUGUUUUUACAGAUGUCGUCCCUAAGUGAAGUGACUGCCAGACUUUCACGCAUCGAAGCUGAGAAACAGAGUUAUUCGAACACUCAGCUGGAAGUACGUCGAAAAUUGUUUCAACCUUCCAGAGACCCGACAAUUCUAGGCUUUGCGACUCGAGAGAGACAGUUUGAAGUCGACUUCAGCUCGUCUCUCUGACCAACUGACGCACACCAGAAACGAAGGCAAAAUCAUUCAGGUUUCUCCCGUCGCUUCUGACCGCUUUAUGACAUUUUAUUCCUGAUCCAGGCUCGCUUGGAACACGAACUCAUUUCAUUGAGAAGCAUCCUGAGCGAGAAAGAGCAGCAGAAGGCGGUUGUUGACCACGAGUUGUUGGAUUUGCGGUCGAAGCUCGUUUCCAUUCAAGAACAGUAUACCCAGAACGACACUAUUGGUUUUUUUUAAUCGAUAAUUUUUUAAUUUUUAUUUUUCUCAAGGAAUGACCCCUGAUCGACUCAAACGAGAGUGUCAACAAUUGAAGAACCGAGUUCAGUUCCUGGAAAAUCAACUGGAUGAAGUAAAAAACAGUUUGAGAGAAGCAGAGGCUGACCGUGUGAAGAGAUUCGAUGAGAAGACAUUGUUUGGAAGGAAUCCAUCAUAAUUCAUACUUUACUAAUCAUUACAGAGUUGAAAAACACAGUGGCGUUCUCGAGGAGAACCUCAAAACAACCCAGCAAAUGGGUGCGAUGGAAAGAGAACGGCUCGAAGCCAAAAUCAUUUCUUACGAAAAGUUUGCCCGAUUCAAUGACUCAAACAACUUUUUGCUCUGUUCAGGCGCACUUCCGAGCUUGCGGAGUCGGUGAAACUGCUUCGAGAAGACCGCGAGGCGGCGAAAUCUGAACUUCUGAACUUGCAAAUUUCUUCGGAUCAGGUGGAAAAUGUCUCUAUUCGUUUUAUUGAGCUCUAUUGGAUUUUAAGGAAACACAGAAUCUGAAACGGCAGUUUGACGUUGCCAACUUGCAACUGGAAGACGUGCGUUCGCAGUUGAACGAGACUAAGGCCUCCAUGCAAGAGUUACAAGCGGAAAUCGAUCGCAAGACUUUCGAGAUUUCCCAGGUACAGUUAAGAUUCUCCAUGUGGAUUUCAUAUAGUUUCAGAUCAACGAAACGGCCAACGAACUUCAAGGAAACUUGAUCGAUGCUGAAGCUAAGGCGGAAUCUUUGAAUGCUCAACUCGAUUGCAAAAUCAUGGCGUUGGCAGCUGCUCAAGAUGCUGUUAAGCAGGUAAUCUGGUAGACGAAAUAUAUUCUUGUGUUAGAGGGACGCAAAAAAUGAUCGUGGCUCGUGGCCAUGAAACUAGGGUUUUUUUUUUGCUUUUUUUUAACUUUUCAGUUUAGAACAGUUACCACACGUUUAAUCAAAAAAAUAUAUAUAUUGAGCGAUUUUCCUAGGAAACGUUUUAAGGAAAGAUGUUCAGGCCGACGAACAACGGGCUGCGGCGACAGCGACGCUUGCUACCAAGGAUGCCGAGAGAGACUCUUUGAUCAGAGAGAACCGGGAGAAGUUGGCAGAGUACGAGCAAAAACUCAAUGAAAUUGUCCAGCAAUACGAAGCGGUAAUAAUCCACUCCUCUUAAUAGCAACCUUCAGAAGUUCAGGUGGCACUCCUGACUUCUCAAUCUACAUUGGAGACUUCGAUGAAUCCGGCCCCCGAAGGUCAAAGCAGAAGCGACAAUUCUUCAACGGCCUUGGUCGAAUCGCUGCAAACUGUUUUGCAGUUUGUGCGCGAAGAAAAAGAAAAGGUCUAGAAGUCUUUAACUUUUUUUGAGUCUCUGCUCUCCAGGCGAUGACGCGGUCGAUGAAUGCAGAGGUCGAAAUGCGCCGUCUACGAGCCGAAACGGCGGAGUACGAGCGCGGGAGAAGCGAAUUGCUGGUUCGCAUCCGCGACUUGGAAACUGAGCGAGCGGCAAAUUCUGUGGCUUUGGUAGAAAGGUCGCGCCUCGUGAGUUUCCAACUUUCUCCCUCUCGUUUUGAUCUAAAUGUUUGAGAUGGAACAAAUCGAGUCGUUGAGCAGUGUGCAGCGGGAAAAUGCCCAGCUGAGUGCAGAAAAGCUUCGUCUGACAAAAGAGCUUUCCGAGGCUCAGAAACAGGUUACCAUAUCUUUAACUUGCAGCAAAUAAGCCAUUUUUAUUUGAAAAAAGAAAAUGCUAAUGAUCCUAGUAGCUUAAUUUUUUCAGUCCUUUUUCAAGCCUUUAAAUUAAGUUUUUUUCAUUGGAAGCCUGUGCAAGCCAGGAUUAUGUUUUAGAGCAUGAAAAAAUCGCUAUAAAGUCGAUUUUUCAUAAAUUUUAUUUUUGAGAUGGCAAACACAUUUUGAAUGUUCAACAAACGGGCAGCUACAGUAACCUUUUUCAUUCAGAAAUCCCUUUCCGAGGGGAGACUUCAGCAAUUGACGGGGGAACUGCAUCAGAACAAAAUCAACUUCACCAACGCUUCAGCAGAAAUUCGUAACAGAAGAAGAGAGAACGAGCUUCUCAAACAGCGCCUUCAAAGCACUAACACUUCUGCUUCUGCUGCUCUUCAGUAAGUCGUUUUUUUUUCUUUCUACCUGUAGGAAACUUUUGCAGAAGCGAAAUCGAAGAACUCAAAAAACAAUUCAACCAGAAGGUCCAAGAGUUAGAGGUUGCUAAUGAACAUGCAACGAAAAGCGAGAAAGCCAAGAUGGCUGCUGAGUGAGUUUUUUUGUUCAAAUUCAGUAUUGCAUAUGAUAUGAAAACCUUAUCAAAAGCGGCUUAUGUCAGAAAAAAAGCUAUUUCAACUCGAUUAAAUAUUACAUUUUUUUUUGCAGGGAGGAAGUGAAAAAAAGUGAAAUGAAGUGCAGUCAAACCAGGGCUUUGGCUGUCAAAUACAGGGAUGAGGUAAUUUUUUAAAAAUUCAAUUUGGAUGUGUUGCUUUUAGACAAUUGAUGCGAUAUAUCAGAUUUAUUAA